This is a messenger RNA of Cynoglossus semilaevis (tongue sole), 1414 nucleotides long. RefSeq names its product CDGSH iron-sulfur domain-containing protein 3, mitochondrial. Gene Ontology annotation, molecular function: 2 iron, 2 sulfur cluster binding. Gene Ontology annotation, cellular component: mitochondrion. Lineage: Eukaryota; Metazoa; Chordata; Actinopteri; Pleuronectiformes; Cynoglossidae. The record is from RefSeq and is a predicted model, not a curated record. Bases 131 to 520 code for a protein of 129 amino acids. The transcript is spliced from 3 exons.
UUGCAUCGGGAGGCCCCGCCCACAGAAGCCAUGUUGAAAUUUCUUCCUGGAUCUGUGGUAAAGUUCAGAGAAGGGGCAAAGAGUGUAGACUUCCCGCAGGAGUGAAUAUUGUUCUUUUGACUGUGACAGAAUGAACAGCUGCAAUUUAGUAACAGUAAUGAGGAGUUUCAGGAGAACUCAGCUGCUCCUCCUACCUUUCUCCUCCUCGGUGGUGCAGCAGAGCCACCUGGUGUCCACACAGCCUGUACCAGCAGCUCGUCUGCCCUGCAGAGUCAAGUUGUCUGCUGGGAAACGCUACGCCUGGUGUGCAUGUGGACACAGUAAAAAACAGCCUUUUUGCGAUGGAGCUCACAAGUCCAAGGCCCCCAACAUCCCACCACUGCGUUUCACAGCAGACAAAGACAGAACAGUCUUUUUGUGUGCCUGCAAACAAACCAAAAAUGCACCGUACUGUGACAACUCCCACUUGAUGGUCAUCUACCGGGACGUCGUAAAAAAAGUGAAAAGCUUCUUUAAAUGAAGUUGUUUGAAGUCUGAGUGAUGGAGAGAAAUGUUUUGAUUUUUUGAUUUUUUUUUUUGGUCGGGUAUCAGGGAUUUUCCUUUUUUACUAGAUACGGAAUAUAUACUGUAUACGGGUGUAGUUUUUAAUUGAAAAGUGGGUCAUCGAUUUAUUAAUCUCUGUACUGUAAGGAACAGACUGACGUAAUAUAUAUAUAUACAUACAUACAUAUGUUUCGGUCGAUUUAAUCCACCAUGUUUAGCAGGAUUGUGCUUUUGGUUAGUAAUAAAGAUGCGAGGAAAUGUUAUGCUGUCAUCGGCGUACAGCGUAAGAGCUAAUUGUUCAACUGAUCAUGAUUCAUUUUCUACCUCACACAGUCCAACAGCAUCAAUUCUUUCAUGUCUGCUGUCCUUUGUUGUUUUAUGGUUGCGUACAUGACUUUAUUUAUACAUCAAUUCACAAAGUUUGUUCAUUUUUUUCAGCUUCGGGUUGUUCGAAAAAUCAAACUACCGUAUUUUUCCGGACUGUAGAGCACACCUGAAUAUAAGUCGCACCCACUUAUUAAAAAAAAAAACCAAACAAACAAACAUAUAUAUAAGCUGCACCAGACUAUAAGCUGCCUAUAUCCAAACUAGCGUGUUCUUCUUUGCUCUGACUUCCCCAGUCUUGUUUUUGCAAUUCCUGCUAGAAUGCCCCCUAGCGGCUGGAAAAAAAAAAUCCAUAGAAAAGCCGCAUCUUUGUAUAAGCCGAAUGGUUCAAAGCAUAGGAAAAAUGUAGCGGCUUAUAGUCCGGAAAAUACGGUAUUGAUGUUGUGAAUUAUUAAAUUCUGUGAUAAUAUUUGGUUCAAUGGUUCAAACUUGCAGGCCUUAUCUGUCUUUUUUGUUUUGUUUUGUUUUUUCUGGAGACAUUUUUUUU